AUGUCACAGCAUUCGUCUAAUUCAUCGCCAUCGAAACAGAAGAACAUUGGUGUAUACACCAUUGGCCCUGAAAUAGGUAAAGGUUCAUUUGCCACCGUUUACAAAUGUAUCGAUAAUCGUACACAUGAACCAGUAGCAAUUAAGUCGGUUGUUCGAUCAAAGUUGAAGUCCAAGAAGCUAGUGGAGAACUUGGAGAUUGAAAUUUCCAUCUUGAAAACUAUGAAACAUCCACAUAUUGUUGGACUUCUUGAUUGUACUCAAACUGCUUCACAUUUCCAUUUGGUGAUGGAUUAUUGUUCAAUGGGUGAUUUAUCAUAUUUUAUUAGAAAGAGAGAUCAACUUAUUCAAACACACCCUGUGAUUUCAUCAUUAUUGGAAAGAUAUCCAUCACCAGAGGGAUCACAUGGGUUAAACCAUAUUUUGGUGGUUCACUUCCUUAAACAAUUAGCUUCUGCGUUGGAAUUCCUUCGUAAUAAGAGUUUGGUGCAUAGAGAUAUUAAACCACAAAAUUUGUUGUUAUGCCCACCAUUACACACAAAGGCCGAGUUUGAAAAAGGUCAUUAUACUGGAUUAUGGGAAUUACCAAUAUUAAAAAUAGCUGAUUUUGGAUUUGCAAGGUUUUUACCUUCCACUUCAAUGGCGGAAACAUUGUGUGGAUCUCCAUUAUAUAUGGCUCCAGAAAUUUUACGAUACGAGAAAUAUAAUGCAAAGGCUGAUUUAUGGUCUGUUGGAGCUGUCUUAUAUGAAAUGACUGUUGGGAAACCUCCAUUUAAAGCUGAUAAUCAUGUUCAAUUAUUGAAAAAUAUUGAAAAAUCGAAUGAUCGAAUCAAAUUUCCAUCUGCUUCACAAGUUCCAGAACCUUUGAAGAGAUUGAUUAGAUCUUUACUUAAAUGUAAUCCAACUGAAAGAAUAUCAUUUUCCGAAUUUUUCAGUGAUCCUACUAUAUUAGAAGAGUUGGAAGGGGUUGAUGUACCAUUGGAAACUUCACAAAUGGAUGAAAAUCUAUUUAUUAGUGAAUAUAUUUCUCCUAUAAAGCAACCACAAAAUGUGAUCAAGCCUUUGACAACUAUUGAUUCACCACGUACUGUGCCAACCAAGAUCCCUAAUUCUACGAGUAGCUCUGCUAGAGAUGAGGAAAUCAAACAAAUUAUUCAUAGCAACAGUCCUGGUCCAGAUGUGUUGUCGAACUCUAUUCAAGCUAGGAAACAAAAUGAGCUGAAUAGACAUCGUAACAAGGAUAAUGAUAUCAUUUUGGAAAAAGAUUAUGUUGUGGUUGAAAAAAGAGCGGUUGAAGUAAAUGCAAUUGCCGACGAACUAGCUAAUGCUGGUAGUGGAGUUGUUGCAAUUAAUCGACCACAAUCUUCACAAACCGAUGGUUCUCCCAACUCAAAAACAAAUACUUACAGAAGAGGCUCAUUGAGAGCCAAUUCAUUUGGACAAAGUAGAAGACCAAGUCUUACUGAGCGAAGGGUUUCUAUUUCCAUCUCCCCCACCAAUGCAUUAAGCAAAGCUAUUGGGUUGGCUUCAAAUAGAUUGUUUGGUGCUGGUGGUACAAACAAUAUUCAAUCAACAGUUGUGGAAGGUUCCCAUGAAUUGGUUCAAACAAAUCCGAAUAACCCAACUUAUUCAAAUAUUAUAUCUUCUCCAAAUUUUGUCAACCAUUUAUUGCUUCAAAAGAUAAAUCUUCCAAUCUCAUCUACGUUAAAUAACCUCCAAAUAACUCAUGUCAGAUCAAAACUGCCAUCUCCAAGUUCAGAUGAGAACGUCUUACUUAAACUUGAAUCCAUUGCAACUAAAUCGCAUGCGGUAAACCUCUUUGCAGAUGUGAAAUUCAGUCAAUUAAUUCCUUCACCUCCUUCAACCGAAGGUCUAGAAGAUGAUUUCAUGUUACAAACUGACAUAUUACCUCCUAAGAUUGUAAAAUCUAUUAGUGAAGAAGGGGUUGUCUUGUACGUGAAGACUCUCUCGCUUCUUGCUCAGGGAAUGGCUGUCGCAAGUAAUUGGUGGUAUCUGCAAGUGGAAAACAAUGAAUCUAAUUCAAUUGAAAGUGUCGGUCAAAGCAGUAUUCAAAAUUCUGUAAAGAUUAAUGAAUUGGUACAAUGGAUCAGAGAAAAGUUUAAUGAAUGUCUUGAAAAGGCAGAAUUUGUUCGGUUACGUCUCCAAGAAGCAAAUAGUGUCUUACUGCAAGAUGAUGUUUCUUCUGUCUAUUCCGAAAAAGAAAGAGUAAUUGCAGAGAAAUUAAUUUUUGACAGAGCGUUAGAAAUGUCCAGAAACGCAGCUGUCAAUGAACUUGUAAAAGAAGACUUGAAAGGUUGUGAGCUUGCUUAUAGUACCGCAAUUUGGAUGUUGGAGGCUUUACUUGAUGAAGAAACAACAAAGGAGGAUGAAAGGUUAGAUGAAGAAGACAAAGCUAUGGUUGAAAAAUUCAUUGUUAGUAUUGGGAAUAGGUUGAGUGUAUUGAAGAAAAAGUUGGAGACUGUCCAGUAA
Messenger RNA from [Candida] anglica, 2487 nucleotides. NCBI's taxonomy places the organism in Eukaryota, Fungi, Ascomycota, Pichiomycetes, Serinales, Debaryomycetaceae. The record is from the annotation of a GenBank genome assembly.